AUGAAUGACUACGAGAACUUGUACCAGGCCGGGCUCUACCUGUCGCCCGGCCAGCAAGACCUCCUUCUUGCCGCCCUCUCGUCCAACAACCCGCCCCAACAGAAGCAGUCCAGCCAUACCCCGCAGAUCAAACCCGACCACAGUCCCGACCAGUCCUCGUCCAAUGGCCACAGCGCUCCCCCCUCCGGCGGCUUCGACAACAGCCAGUUCCACAACCUGGACUUUGCAGAGAAUGAAAGUCCCUUCCUGGACUUCAAUCCGGAGGUCGAUUUCGAGUUUCCCGGAUCCGAUCUGAUUGGGGACCUGCCCGGUGCCUCCCCCGCAGACUAUGAGCUCGGUGAGAAGCGCAAGUCCAUCGACGGCAAAUCCGAGAUUGAGGAAGAAACGGGAAAGAAGCGAAGGGAAAGCGAAGCGAAGAAGCCCGGUCGGAAGCCGUUGACCUCGGAACCUACGACGAAACGCAAGGCCCAGAACCGUGCUGCUCAGAGAGCCUUCCGGGAGCGUAAGGAGAAGCACCUGAAGGACCUCGAAACCAAAGUCGAAGAGCUGCAGAAGUCCUCUGACUCGGCUACCCAGGAGAAUGGCUUGCUGCGUGCUCAGGUCGAGCGUCUCCAGGUCGAGCUACGCGAGUACCGGAAGCGUCUCUCAUGGAUGACCAGCAGCGGCGGAAUGUCUGCCAUGAGUGCCAUCCCCAGUGCUCACUCCAAGGGCGUAUACGGCCUUCAGAACAAUGAAUUCCUGUUUGACUUCCCCAAGUUUGGAGAUCUGCCGGGUUCCCACCUUUUCAACAGCCAAGCCCACAAGAACGAUCAAUCCAAAUUGAAGGAUAACUUGCCUCGUGCUCCGGGUGUGCUGAGCCGAAACCCUGGAUCUGGUCCUAAGCCCGACGGCUCCGGUCGUUCGAAUGCUACUACACCUAUAGCAGGCCCUAAUACCAAGUCAAGUCCGUGGUCUACUGCGACCCCAGGCAGCAUCAGCAAUGCCUCUGUCAAGACUCCUUACAACAAUCUGAAGCAUUCCAAUACAUCGAACCAGGACACAUCGACCUCGGACUCUCCCUCGUCCUCGUCCGAUUCUCACCAGAGCCAGCUGCUAUCAUCAAAUGGCACUUCCCCGGAACCAAGCUUGAAUUCUCCACCAGAGAACAAGCCGCAUGACUCCGGUGCGAAUACAUGCAGUAUCCACGGAUCGAUCAAUGGUGAACAAUCUUUCUGCGCGCAGCUCGGCAUGGCCUGUGGAAACAUUAAUAACCCCAUACCAGCCGCCCGCGAUCAAAAGGCCAAGUCCAACAGCGUCUCGAGUGACCAGCACCCCCUCAAUGAUGAUUAUGGGUUGGAUUGGUUGACCCAGCAGAAUGGUGGUCAAUUCGACCCUGUGCUUUUCGCCCCUCUCAAUCUGACCGAAGCAUCAUCGACCCAGCAGCCACCCAAGAAGGACCUGGUCGCUCAGGCCGACAGCAAGCAGGAUGAAGAGGUGGUUCCAGGCGAGGACAAAGCGCAGAUGCUCUCCUGCACCAAGAUUUGGGAUCGUUUGCAAUCCAUGGAGAAGUUCCGCAACGGCGAGAUCGACGUUGACAAUCUGUGCUCGGAGCUACGCACCAAGGCCCGCUGCUCCGAAGGCGGCGUGGUUGUGAACCAGAGGGACGUGGACGAUAUCAUGGGCCGCGCCAAGUAA
Messenger RNA from Penicillium argentinense, 1674 nucleotides. It is a transcript of the gene yap1, whose product is annotated as putative bZIP transcription factor AP-1/Yap1. NCBI's taxonomy places the organism in Eukaryota, Fungi, Ascomycota, Eurotiomycetes, Eurotiales, Aspergillaceae. Gene Ontology annotation, cellular component: RNA polymerase II transcription regulator complex. Gene Ontology annotation, molecular function: DNA-binding transcription activator activity, RNA polymerase II-specific; transcription cis-regulatory region binding. Bases 1 to 1674 code for a protein of 557 amino acids. The record is from RefSeq and is a predicted model, not a curated record. The transcript has 4 exons.